CUUCGGCCAGGAGACCCGGUCGGCCACGCUCGGAUCUUCCUUUCCGAUCCGCCAUCGUGGGUGGAACCGCCGCCACGAUGCAGAUCUUUGUGAAGACCCUUACGGGGAAAACCAUCACGCUCGAGGUUGAACCCUCGGACACUAUAGAAAAUGUAAAGGCCAAGAUCCAGGAUAAGGAAGGAAUUCCUCCUGAUCAGCAGAGACUAAUCUUUGCUGGUAAGCAGCUGGAAGAUGGCCGGACUUUGUCUGACUACAACAUUCAAAAGGAGUCCACCCUUCAUCUGGUGUUGAGACUUCGGGGUGGUGCUAAGAAAAGGAAGAAGAAGUCGUACACCACCCCCAAGAAGAACAAGCAUAAGAGGAAGAAGGUUAAGUUGGCUGUGCUGAAAUACUAUAAGGUGGAUGAAAAUGGCAAAAUUAGCCGACUUCGUCGAGAGUGUCCUUCUGAUGAAUGUGGUGCUGGAGUUUUCAUGGGAAGCCACUUUGACAGGCACUACUGUGGCAAGUGUUGUCUGACUUACUGCUUCAACAAACCAGAAGACAAGUAGUUGUGUAUGUGCUAAUAAAAAGAAGGAACUCAUA
Mus caroli (Ryukyu mouse) is the source of this 582-nucleotide messenger RNA. It is a transcript of the gene Rps27a, whose product is annotated as ribosomal protein S27a. The record is from RefSeq and is a predicted model, not a curated record. Gene Ontology annotation, biological process: translation. Gene Ontology annotation, molecular function: structural constituent of ribosome; protein binding. NCBI's taxonomy places the organism in Eukaryota, Metazoa, Chordata, Mammalia, Rodentia, Muridae. Gene Ontology annotation, cellular component: ribosome.